AUGGUGUAUCGAAGUAACGAUUCUUCGAACAACAACCCGACUGGAAUACGGGGAUCAGUAACAACAUGGGCCCCAUGUUGGGCUACCUGUUUACUUUUGACAGGGCUAUUUGUCAUAGCUGGAGUAAUCGUUUCAUCACUCAUACCAGUCUAUUUACAGGCAAAAGUUGAGGAUAUUGCUGUAGCAAGUAAUAAUUAUGGUGCACGAUAUAUCACAACGGAAUUCGGUUGCGAUACAGUUUUCUAUCAAAGUCAAGCAGUAAUCAAUUUGGAAGAUAUUGGAAAACAAAUCACUGAAAGUCUUGGCUUCCCUCCAAAUACAUUUACUGUUCAAUCUGGAUCAACAGAAAUCGGAACUCUUAAAACAGGAAGAAAAGACUAA
Molecule: messenger RNA, 381 nt
Organism: Adineta ricciae
Lineage: Eukaryota; Metazoa; Rotifera; Eurotatoria; Adinetida; Adinetidae
Source: the annotation of a GenBank genome assembly